Molecule: messenger RNA, 832 nt
Organism: Microstroma glucosiphilum
Lineage: Eukaryota; Fungi; Basidiomycota; Exobasidiomycetes; Microstromatales; Microstromataceae
Product: putative RPL42B-ribosomal protein L36a.e
Exons: 2
Coding region: 154-510 (118 amino acids)
Biological process (GO): translation
Cellular component (GO): cytosolic large ribosomal subunit; ribosome
Molecular function (GO): structural constituent of ribosome
Source: RefSeq, a predicted model, not a curated record
UCGAGUUGCGGACGCUGCGUCAGGUCAUCGAACAGACUCGACGGAACUUGUCUCCCUCCUCAGCGCUCCCUUCAGCUUCACCUCGGGGUAUAGGUGGAGACGACGAUUGCGAAAGCCUCAGGCCAGUAACUCCAGCAGAGCGACCGAUCAGAUAUGCUGACUCUUCGCACUUCCACCCUCACACUUUAUAGGGUCAACGUUCCCAAGACUCGAAGGACCUACUGCAAGGGCAAGACCUGCAAGAAGCACACCCCACACAAGGUCACCCAGUACAAGACUGGUAAGGCUUCCCUCUUUGCCCAGGGUAAGCGUCGUUACGACCGAAAGCAGAAGGGUUACGGUGGACAGACGAAGCCCGUUUUCCACAAGAAGGCCAAGACUACCAAGAAGGUUGUGCUGCGUCUGGAGUGCACUUCGUGCAAGUACCGUUCGCACAUGGCUCUGAAGCGAUGCAAGCACUUUGAGCUGGGUGGUGACAAGAAGCAGAAGGGUGCUGCUCUGCAGUUCUAAGGGUUGCCAUGUGCAAUUCUUUCAGCUCGUAGACUCCCCCCUCCCCCUUUUCCCAGCAUCUUUCUGCGCCUGUGUACUUUUUUAGCCACGCCUCUCUUCGAUGUCUUCUCAAGCUAGAUCUGCUUUGAGUACAAUCGACAGCUUCCACCAUCAUUAGGAUUGCGUAUGCGUGAAGCUAGCGUGGGACAUGCGUCGGUACUGAAUAGGAGUGGUCAUCCAUUCCGUCUGCCCUUGCCCUCAUCCGGGCCCGAGGUAAUCCAUGUCCACCUCUGAGUCCAGACCAGAUCUACCACUUGCCUGCCUUGGCCUUUCUACCAGUGGC